Molecule: messenger RNA, 1915 nt
Organism: Camelina sativa (false flax)
Lineage: Eukaryota; Viridiplantae; Streptophyta; Magnoliopsida; Brassicales; Brassicaceae
Source: RefSeq, a predicted model, not a curated record
GUUACACUUACUAAAAAACUUCAUUUGCCUCUCAUAGGUUUUUGCUAAAUACCCUGAAUAUUAAUAAAGCGUCUUCCUUAGACUUCUCAUCUUCAACUAUGCAGCUUUCUCUUGUGAGUUUUCUUGUUUUAGGGUUCCUCUUUGUGUCCUGUGACGCGUUUGCCUCUAAUGAAGUUGAAGCUCUUAUUAGAUUCAAGGAAGCUAUGUAUAAGGACCCUUUGCUAAUUUUGUCUAAUUGGAAUGUCCCCAGUUUGAGUCCUUGUGAUUGGAACGGCAUUAUAUGUUCUCCAUCUAAGGAUUAUGUUAUCAAGAUAAUUAUAUCGAAUACAUCGUUGAGAGGGUUUCUUGUGCCAGAACUUGGUCAGAUAACCUACUUGCAAGAACUGAUUCUGAGUGGGAACAUUUUAAUGGGGACAAUCCCAAAGGAGAUAGGAAAGUUGAAGAGACUCAAGAUCUUGGACCUGGGAAACAAUCAUUUGACAGGACAGAUUCCAGCAGAGAUAGGGACAUUGUCAAGCAUUAGGACACUAAACCUUCAGUCCAAUGGGUUAAUAGGAACGUUACCUCCAGAGAUUGGAAACUUGAAGUACCUUAAAGAACUUCUUAUUGACAGGAAUAGGCUUGUAGGAAGUAUUCCUAUUGCCGCAAAUACAUCAAAAAUUGGUUUGUGCGAGUCUUCUCUACCGAAAGUGGCAGACUUUUCUCACAACUUUUUCGUGGGAAGUAUUCCGAGUUGCUUGGAUUACCUUCCAAGAACGAGCUUCCAAGGAAACUGCAUGCAAAUCAAGGAUGUUAAGCAGAGGCCGUUUUCACAAUGUGCUGCAACCGUGGCCAAGAAGAAGCAUCGAGCAUCGAGACAUAUCUGGCUUCGGAAUUUUGAGAUAGUCACGGGAUCAUCUGUUGGUUUACUCUUUCUAGUUGUGAUUUUCUCUGCAUUUAGCUUGUGCAACGUAAAGCCCUCUCUCAUCGUUCCUUGGAAGAAAUCUGCAAGUGAAAAGGAGAAGUUCACGGUCUAUGUUGAUUCUGAAAUGCUGAAGGAUGUUUUAAGAUUCACAAGACAAGAGCUAGAAGUGGCAUGUGAAGACUUCAGCAACAUCAUUGAUUCUUGUGCAGAUAGUCAGAUAUACAAAGGAACAAUAAAAAGCGAGACUGAGAUCGCAGUGAUCUCUCUCUGCGUUAAAGAAGAAGAUUGGACCGGAUAUCUCGAGCUUAAUUUCCAGAGAGAGGUUGCGGAUUUGGCUAGAUUAAACCAUGAGAAUGCAGGGAAAUUAUUGGGAUACUGUAAAGAGAGCACACCGUUUACAAGAAUGCUUGUUUUUGAGUAUGCAUCGAACGGGACACUAUACGACCAUCUCCAUUUUGGGGAAGGGAGUUUAGUAUCGUGGGCAAAACGCAUGAAAAUCGUUAUAGGCAUCGCACGUGGUCUCAAGUACCUUCAUACUGAACUCAAUCCUCCAUUUACUGUCUCUGAGUUGAGCUCAACUGCAGUGUAUCUCACUGAAGAGUUUACUCCCAAACUGGUUGAUUUCGAAUGCUGGAAGUCGAUUCAGGGAAGAUCAGAGAAGAAUCUGAGGAAUAUCAGUUGUUGUGAAGGAGCUAUAUGUGUGCUUCCCCAUGCAAUGGAGCACCGAGAUCUGGAUUUACAAGGGAAUAUCUACUCAUUUGGCAUACUUUUGCUUGAAAUUGUAAGCGGAAGACCUUCUUAUUGCCAAGAGAUAGGUUGCUUGGUGGAAUGGGUAAGAAUAGCUUUUCUCUGUAAGCUUUAAAGUUGAGUUGAUUAUAAUAAGCUCUCUCUCUUCUAGUGGUGCAAGUGUUUUCACUCGUUUAAAAGCCAUCUCUUAUAGUUGCAUUACCUUUUUUACCCCAUUUUCGAAACUGGAGAAAGUUUCAAACUUUGCUACAAUUCAAACCAAAU